This is a messenger RNA of Chlorocebus sabaeus (green monkey), 6029 nucleotides long. The record is from RefSeq and is a predicted model, not a curated record. Lineage: Eukaryota; Metazoa; Chordata; Mammalia; Primates; Cercopithecidae.
CCCUGCCCGCCUAUGCCACCCUGCCCGCCCAUGCCACCCUGCCCCGCCACCCGUGUCACCCUGACCUGCCACCCAUCUGUGGUGUGAGGGCUGCUGGGCUGCCCUGUCUGCAUGGCUGGCGUGAGCCUCAGAGGCGUCCGAGGCUGCCUCUCGAGUGGUGUCGUGUGUAGAGUGUCCUGUUGAGAAGGAGAGGAACAGUGUAGCCUUGGUACCCCACUCGUGGUAGGAGCCAGGAAGGUGGUGUUCUGGGAGUCCUGGAGCUCACAGGGCACGUGCAUGUGCUCCCUGAAUAAACGGAAACGUACGGCUCCACGGGUGUCCUGGAGAGGAAUCUUGCUGGCAAAUCCGUGCCUUUGAUCGCAGCCCCUACGCUGUGUCCUCUGAGCUGUGAUGCGGCCCCGCAGGCCCUGUGGAGUACGGUGGCUUCCUGGCUCACAGGGAUGCUGCCGUCGGAGGUGCCGUCACGGCUCGUGGAUGACUUGGGCGGUGUCUGUCUGGGGUGCUGUCGUCGGCGGAGCGCUGUAUCAGCCUGUGGGUGAUGGGCAGUGUCUGUCUGGGGGAGGUUCUGGUGGCCCCAUGCUCUCAGCCCAGUGGCUCCACGCUGCUGUGUAGUCCCUCUUGGGGGCCUGCCUUCUCUGCCGUUGAAGGGCAGGGGCUCAGUUCCCUCUGGGUGGCAGGCGGCUGUAUCUCAGGACCGGAAGGCUCCAGGUCAGGCUGUGCACAGCCUUCGUUCAUGUCAGCUCCUGGCUGGGCAGCACAGGGGCCUCCAGGCCUGGACAGCCAAGGGGGGCAUCUCACCAAUGCCCAGAUGGCUGUUCUGGGGACUUAUGGCAGGACAGCUUUGUCAUGAGAUGGCCACUCGAGCCCGGAGUAAUCAGGGCUUACGGGGACAGGGCAGGGUGAGGGCCGGUGAGACCGCCCAGCCUGAGGGUGCCCUUCUGGUGGUUGGGGAGCUCCUUCCUGGGCAGCGGCUUUAGGGGCUGCUGUGGAGAGGGGAAGAAGAUGAGGUUGGUGAGGAGGGGCUUUUGGGACACACUGUCCUGGUAGAGGCUGUGGGGGAGGGGAGCAGACCAGUUGGCCCAGCAGGGCUGGCCAGUGGAGGCACGUGGAGGGUUGGUGGCUGCCGAGCCUGGGUCUGAGCAAGCGGGGAUGGGGACCAGGUGCCGAGGCUGGGGAAGGAACGGGGGCAGCUGCUUGGUCCUGGCACAUCUUGGGGUCCCCUGGGACUUCCUGGGAGCCCCAGUGCCCAGAGACCCACUGUGGCUCUCUGGUGGGGGGGCAGGUCCCAGCCCGUGGUGACCCCCAGUGUGCCAGGGCAACCCUGGUCCCUCUCCAGAGUGGACUGAUGCCCAGCACACACGUGGCUCAGGGCUGAGUGGGCAGGCACGGCCAACAGGAGGGAGGACCCAGCAAGCAGCUGGUGAUGUGUAUCCAGAGACAGGGUGUUGACAUGUGGCCAAGAGGUUCUGGGGUCAUCGGGCCGCCACCGUGCAGCCCCCACCCCAGGACUUGAUGGCUCCAGAGAACCUGGGGGCUGCUGCCCUCACCUCACCCGAAUUUUCUUUAAAAUGUAUUUUUAUAUUGGAACAGUCUUAGCUUUAUAGGAAAAUAGGAAGCUAGCGCAAGCGUCCCACGUGCACGGCACUCACUUCCCUCGUGGGUCUGUUGAGUGCUUUCUUAUAACGUAAGGUUAGGCAUCUGCAGGGUGAGAACCUGGAGACUGUCCUUGUGUUGCUGUGCUGAGAGCCGUGUGUGGCUGUGAGUUUUUGAUGAGGAAAAGCAGUGUGGGUCCUGGGUUUGGACAGCACAGGCCCCUCUGGGAGCCGAGUGCCUUCACCUCGGAGCGUGGGGGGGAAGGUACAGAGCUGGAGCUUUUGACCCUGACCGGCCAGCCAGGAAGGCCGUAGGAGGUCAGCUCCCUGGCGUGAGGUGCCCAGGGCCUCCGGCGUCACCCUGGGUGGCGGCUCCAGGACUCGGACGCUGGCUGUCAGUGGGGCAGGUGUGGCCCAGCAGGGGGCUGCUUUGUGGGUGAACUGUGGCCCCAGGAUGGUGCAGAUGGUGGGCAGACCUGCCCCAGGGCUGUUUCUGAGACAGGCCCCUGGAGGAGAACCAGGUGCUGGGCCUCAGGUGUCUGUCCUGAACUGGGGCAGCCUUGGAACAAGGAGCCACAGGAGGUCCCUGUGGCACGGGGCCCUGGCAGGGCCACCCCAGGGAGUGCAGGGCCACAGGAGUCCUGCCGCAGGUUACUCGGCUCGGGAGCUCACAGCCUCCUCACUGCAGAGUCCUUUCAGGAGGGCUGGGGUGGCCUUCCCACAUCUGCUUCCUCCUCAGAGACACGGGUGUGGGUACAUACUGGCCAGUGUUGAUAAGCAUUGAGUGGUAUUGAGGGGUGUUGAUGAGCCUCCAGGAGCAGCGGCCGGCGCCGUGGUGCUGUGGGCAGUAUUGAUGAGUACUGGCUGGUGUUGAGAGUUUGACUGGGCGUGGGUGGCGUGGUGCUUUGCCCCCUGGCCAGGCUGGUUCGUGGGUGAAGUGUGACAUUCAGGUGGUUUUCUCCUGUCCUUUUAGUUUCUGUUUUUAUGCAGGAUCCGGGUGCCACAGGGGGAUCUGGCCUUCAGGGCAGGAGGCUGCAGCGCAGGUCAUGGGGGGCCCAGACGCAGGCAGUGGGAUCCCACUCCACAGUGUUGCUCUUGGGCCCUCCAUCGGGAGCCCCAUACAGCACCUGCCACGAGGAGUGGUGUUGGGGACCCUGGAUGGGAGCUGUGUGCGUGGGGCUACACCUCAGCCCCUGUGAUGGUGUCUCUGGAAGCUGGAGGCGGUCGGCCUGUAUGUUUGAAUCCUGCAGAGGGAAUUGAGGGGCGGAGAUUUGUUUGCGAGGCCUCUGGCAGGGGUUGGCCUUACGGCGCACCGCCAGGGUCUUAGGCUUGGCUGAGUGGCCCCUCCUGGCCUGGCAGGCAGUCGUCUCUGCCCAUGCCUGCCACGCUGCUGGGCUGGUGGUAGCUGGCUCCUGUCCUGGUUAGCCUGAUGUCAGCUGCACGUUGGGGUCAGCGCCUGUGCUGUGUCUUCAUGCCAGAGCAGGGGUCAGGUGUGGGUGGCUCAGUGACACCCUCCCGAGGGCUGGGCGAUCGUGUGCACUCCUAGCACCCUCUAUCUUGCAGGGCUUCGUUCCUGGAAGGCUUGGCCCCCUCAGGUGCCCCCUGCCCCUGUGCAUUCAGCCAUCAGAGUUCAUGCCCUCAGCUUCCCGCCAGUCCCUGGUCAUAGCCGUCAGGAAAAGCUGAGCCGUGCUUUUGGGAGAAUCGAGGGAAUGUCGCUGGGAUGCACCAAGGGUCGGAGGUGGAGCCGGCGUGGCCCAGGGCAGGCAGUACCAGGCCGGAUGCUGGAAAGCCAGCAGCUCCUCUCCCGGUGGCUCCUGGGAAGUUCCACGUCCUUGCCUGGUCACAGAGGCCCGGGAAUCGGUGACAUGAGAUAGAAGCUUCCAGAACAGGAGGCAGAGCCCUUCCGCAGUUUCCCUGCCCAUAGCACACACCCUGUGCCCUCCGCCCCCUGGUUUUUGGACACUGGGGACAUCUGGGUGCGGCUAGAGCCUGUGGGGGUGGCCGCAGCCCUGGGGGGCUGUUCCCAAGAGUCAGCCUAGGGGCCACUGGGGCCCGGCCUCGGGCCUGGCACUGCGACCUCGGGGUGAGUGCCCCUCGUGUGUGCGGCAGGAGCCGGGGCCCCUGGCUGGCAGCAGGCUCCCGAGUCCAGUAAGACUUUGACCCCGACGCAGGCUUCAGUGAUUGCCGUGGAUCAGAAGCCUGAGCGCUUUGGCUCGAGACAAUUAAGGACGUGGGAUGAGGCUCCGAGACAGGACGCGGUUCUGCCUGGGGAUCCUGAAGAUAAAAAGCUUUGAAAAGUCGAAUUCAUGGUCGUGGAAGCUGAGGCCAUAUUAAGAGAUGUCAGGCGUCCGACCUCCAAUCAUGAACGGGCCCCUGCACCCGCGGCCCCUGGUGGCACUGCUGGACGGCCGGGACUGCACAGUGGAGAUGCCCAUCCUGAAGGACGUGGCCACUGUGGCCUUCUGCGACGCGCAGUCCACGCAGGAGAUCCACGAGAAGGUCCUGAACGAGGCCGUGGGGGCCCUGAUGUACCACACCAUCACACUCACCAGGGAGGACCUGGAGAAGUUCAAAGCCCUCCGCAUCAUCGUCCGGAUCGGCAGUGGUUUUGACAACAUUGACAUCAAGUCGGCCGGGGAUUUAGGCAUCGCCGUCUGCAAUGUGCCUGCAGCGUCUGUGGAGGAGACGGCCGACUCGACGCUGUGCCACAUCCUGAACCUGUACCGGCGGGCCACCUGGCUGCACCAGGCAUUGCGGGAGGGCACGCGAGUCCAGAGCGUCGAGCAGAUCCGCGAGGUGGCGUCCGGCGCCGCCAGGAUCCGUGGGGAGACCUUGGGCAUCAUCGGACUCGGUCGCGUGGGGCAGGCGGUGGCGCUGCGGGCCAAGGCCUUCGGCUUCAACGUGCUCUUCUACGACCCUUACCUGUCGGACGGCGUGGAGCGGGCACUGGGGCUGCAGCGGGUCAGCACCCUGCAGGACCUGCUUUUCCACAGCGACUGCGUGAGCCUGCAUUGCGGCCUCAACGAGCACAACCACCACCUCAUCAACGACUUCACCGUCAAGCAGAUGAGACAAGGGGCCUUCCUGGUGAACACGGCCCGGGGCGGCCUGGUGGACGAGAAGGCGCUGGCCCAGGCCCUGAAGGAGGGCCGGAUCCGCGGCGCAGCCCUGGACGUGCACGAGUCGGAACCCUUCAGCUUUAGCCAGGGCCCCCUGAAGGAUGCACCCAAUCUUAUCUGCACCCCCCACGCUGCGUGGUACAGUGAGCAGGCGUCCAUCGAGAUGCGAGAGGAGGCGGCACGGGAGAUCCGCAGAGCCAUCACAGGCCGGAUCCCAGACAGCCUGAAGAACUGUGUCAACAAGGACCAUCUGACGGCGGCCACCCACUGGGCCAGCAUGGACCCCGCUGUCGUGCACCCUGAGCUCAACGGGGCCGCCUAUAGCAGGUACCCUCCAGGCGUGGUGGGCGUGGCCCCCACUGGCAUCCCAGCUGCUGUGGAAGGUAUCGUCCCCAGCGCCAUGUCCCUGUCCCAUGGCCUGCCCCCUGUGGCCCACCCACCCCAUGCCCCUUCUCCUGGCCAAACUGUCAAGCCCGAGGCAGAUAGAGACCACGCCAGUGACCAGUUGUAGCCCGGGAGGAGCUCUCCAGCCUCAGCGCCUGGGCAGAGGGCCCGGAAACCCUCGGACCAGAGUGUGUGGAGGAGGUGCCUGCGUGGCAGCCCUGGCACUGCAGAGACUGGUCCGGGCUGUCAGGAGGCGGGAGGGGGCAGCGCUGGGCCUCGUGUCGCUUGUCGUCCGUCCUGUGGGCGCUCUGCCCCGUGUCCUUCGCGUUCCUCGUUAAGCAGAAGAAGUCAGUAGUGAUUCUCCCAUGAACGUUCUUGUCUGUGUACAGUUUUUAGAACAUUACAAAGGAUCUGUUUGCUUAGCUGUCAACAAAAAGAAAACCUGAAGGAGCAUUCGGAAGUCAAUUUGAGGUUUUUUUUUUUUUUUGGUUUUUUUUUUUUUUUCUUUUUUUUGUAUGUUGGAACGUGCCCCAGAAUGAGGCAGUUGGCAAACUUCUCAGGACAAUGAAUCCUUCCCGUUUUUCUUUUUAUGCCACACAGUGCAUUGUUUUUUCUACCUGCUUGUCUUAUUUUUAGAAUAAUUUAGAAAAACAAAACAAAGGCUGUUUUUCCUAAUUUUGGCAUGAACCCCCCCUUGUUCCAAAUGAAGACGGCAUCACGAAGCAGCUCCAAAAGGAAAAGCUUGGGCGGUGCCCAGCGUGCCCGCUGCCCAUCGACAUCUGUCCUGGGGAUGUGGAGGGUGGCAGCGUCCCCGCCUGCACCAGUGCCGUCCUGCUGAUGUGGUAGGCUAGCAAUAUUUUGGUUAAAAUCAUGUUUGUGACUGUAACCAUUUGUAUGAAUUAUUUUAAAGAAAUAAAAAUCCCGGAAAGAGCCA